AGGGGUACCGUUGUAAAGACUGAAUCCCUGAGUCUUUCACCUGUAAACAAAGCAGCAUGGCACAAUACACAAUACACAAUAUUCGCUUCUAUGACUUCCAUCCCAAGGCAAUACAAUGCAUGAGCUACGAGGACGAGACGAGCAGAUUAGCGCUGUCCAGAGCUGACGGAAGCAUUGAAAUAUGGAACUGCAAGAGCCGGCCCUUCAUGCAGCUGGUUCUCCCAGGGGACAACGACAGCUCUGUGGAGGCACUGGUGUGGUGCCGUGGGAGGCUCUUCAGUGCCGGCCUUCAUGGGUUCCUGCUGGAGCACAACCUGGCCUCUCGAGAAGUCACUCUUCGCACACCCGUCACUGGUGGCCCCACUUGGUGCCUCACUCUGUCUAAGGACAAGAAGAAAUUGGCUGCUGGCACAGAGGGAGGCUACGUGUGUAUAUUUGACGUGGUGGAUGAAGGAGUUGUGUACGACCGGGUGCUGGAGAAACAGGAAGGCCGGAUUCUACACAUAGCAUGGCACAGCAGUGGGGAUUACAUAGUGACUGGCUCUGUGAACUGUGUCCGGCUGUGGUCGCUCAAGGAAGGGCGGGUGACCCGAUGUGCUCUUGGUGCCUCCAACAGGAAGGAUGAGGUUAUCGUUUGGUGUGUUGGCAUUCUGGAUGACAUGACCCUCGUUAGUGGUGACUCAUGUGGAAAGGUGUGCUUCUGGAACGCUGAGCUGGGCACCAUCACCCACAGCGUGCAGACGCACAAGGCAGACGUCCUCACCCUUGCCAUCUGUGUCGACCAGAACUCCGUCUAUGUUGCUGGUGUGGACCCAACCAUUGUUCAGCUGAGCCGCGUGGAGACAAACACCAGUAGGGGCAAGGUGGAGAUGUGGAUUAAGGGCAACCAGCGGUCUGUACACACCCAUGACGUGCGAGCUCUGGCUGUCACUGCCACUGACCGCGUCUACUCUGGGGGUGUGGACACCAUCCUUACAUUGAGUUACUACCCACCAAAGAUUGUCUGCAAGUUCCCGGCUCUUCCUCCUCUUGGCUCCAUCUCUGUGGCCCAGGAGGCUGAGUCACUCUUGCUACAGUACAGUGACCACGUGGAGCUGUGGCGGCUUGGGGCAUCUUCCGAGGAGGGGGGAGACUCGGGCACCUUCCUCCCUAUCACUGAGGACCGAGUUAAGAUGCUGGAGCUACAUGGCAAAGAGGACGAGGUGAUCCAAUGGUGCGCCGUGUCCCCCAAGGCACUGUGGAUAGCUUACCUUGUCCAGGGCAGCCUCCGAAUCUACCAUUUCACUCCACCAGCAUCUGGGGGCCAGCCUCGAGUGCAGCGAGUAAGAGAGAUGAGCAGGGCGAUAGAGAGGAGUCACCAGAUUCUGUGGCUGAGUGAAGCAAGACUGGCCUCUGCUUCUGUCACUGGGACCAUUCAGGUAAUCAGUGUGUCAGGGAGUGAGGCUGUAAUGGAGAAGGAGCUCACCCUUGAACCAGGACACAGUGUUCUCCAAAUGACUUGCGACAUGGAGGGCAAGACACUCGCUGUUGUGGAUGACAAGAACACCAUCACGAUCUUUGACAUCGAGGGAGGCAAGUCUGCUGUCCUUCCUGGCCACAGUGCUCCCUGCACAGCAGUGGGGAUCCAUCCACUCUCGAAGGAAGUGGUGGCAGUGUAUGCAGACAUGAGCAUCAAGGAGUACGACCCAUCCAGGAAACGCUACACUGCAUUCUGCCGGAAGCAUCUCAAUGAGCCAUCCCCGGAGCUGGUCAAGAAGCACUCGGUGAUCCAGAGGGUGAGCUUCGACCCAGACCACCCUGACCUGAUCCUCCUCCACAAUGAUUCAGCCUUUGUUGUGGUGCAGAAGGGCAAGAAGGCAGCCAGUGAGAGUCAGGAAAGAGCACCUAAGAUGAAGAAAGUCAUGUCUGGCUCGAGUCUGGGGAAAGGGGAAGAUGCAGGGAUGGGUGCUCAGCUUAGUGUUAUCAGAAGACCCAACCAGGUGUUACUGUUCAGCCAGGUGAAGGGAAAGGCAGUGGUGAGUGUUGAGUUGAAUCCUCUGCAGGUGAUGGACCACCUGCCCUCACCACUCAAGGUUAAGAAGUAUGGUGGCACGUGAAGUGAGACAUGCAGUUUUCAUGUUUUUUAUCCAUCAUUGUUGUUCAUUCAUCCAUUCAUCACCAAUUUUUUUUAACUACAAUGCAAUUAAAAUCCAUGAGUCACUAAGGCAGCAGGUAAUCAUACUCUUAACAUCCAGAAAAGGGACAUAGACAAAUAUUGCAAUUUUGUCAUCAUUCCUUGGGGAGAGACUGAGGCUAGGAAACACACAAGACUCAGAAAAAAUAACUCCUGAGGAACAAUGUGUCACUCAACAAAACAAAACAAGACAAAACAGUAGUUACCUCAGGACAGUAUACAGUUAAAUUAUUCAUUGACAUCAUCAUUGUCAUUAUAGUAAGGUUGCCGACGAGAUCAUCCCUUUCCACCGGGGCUGAGAGUGUGAGAGAUGUGUGGAUGAGUGUGUGGGGCUUUGUCUGGGCCAAUCUGUCUGGGAUGGUUGGUCAAGUAUAUGGAUAGAUCAUUGUCACUUCAUCAUCAUCAUCAUCAUCACACCAUCACCUGGGCCAAAUUGUUGGAGGAACAGUACAGGUAUCAGGAAAGAAUUAAACAGCAGAACAUGAAUUAUUACAAACAUUACCAGUUGUAAUGUAAUUCAUAUGAGGAAUGUAAAACAUAGUGAUAAUUAAAUAUUUACAUUGUA
This is a messenger RNA of Scylla paramamosain (green mud crab), 2738 nucleotides long. It is a transcript of the gene l(3)72Dn, whose product is annotated as U3 small nucleolar RNA-associated protein 4 homolog. Bases 57 to 2096 code for a protein of 679 amino acids. The transcript has 13 exons. The record is from RefSeq and is a predicted model, not a curated record. Gene Ontology annotation, cellular component: 90S preribosome; t-UTP complex; small-subunit processome. Gene Ontology annotation, molecular function: protein binding; RNA binding. Gene Ontology annotation, biological process: maturation of SSU-rRNA from tricistronic rRNA transcript (SSU-rRNA, 5.8S rRNA, LSU-rRNA). Lineage: Eukaryota; Metazoa; Arthropoda; Malacostraca; Decapoda; Portunidae.